ACGCCGUGUUAAAGUAUGAAAAGUAGUACCUUUCAACGCAACGAUACACGUACGUUGGUAAGGUGGGCGGGUUAUACAGCCUUCUAAACAGAAAGAAAUGUUGGUGUGAUAAGUAAUUGUGAUCCUAUUUUCCUGAUUUUUGGAGGCAUAACGGACGUGAAUACAAGACAAACAAUCAAAUAUGAGUCGGUAUAAAGAUGAAGAUCCCGAUUGUAAACCAUACAGUAGACAUAGUCAAAGACAUCCUUUGCCCCAUGAAUAUGAUUCAUAUGGUUAUCCUGGAUCACACAUGGCGACUGCUAGCAGAAGUUUUCGAGGCGGAAGCUUCUCACAAUCUCAAAUGCAAGGUCAACUUCAACGGUCUACUGAAGCAAGCAAGCAAAUGUUGUACGGCACAUUCGGAAACCUGAUUGCGAGCUUAGAAGAAUUUGAGCAAAGAGAGCUAAAAGAACAGGGAACUUCAAAACGAUUAAGUAGAUCAAAUAUUGCGAUACCUGAUCAAAGACAUAAAAAGUUUGCAGAUGUGAAGAGCAAUGUAGAAACACAAAUUCUUCUGUUCGAAGCACAAUCAAAGGCAUGUCCGCCUGAGGUUAGAGCAGCACUGUUAGAAGAUCUAAAACGCAAAACAAUAGCAUGGGCAGCUGUACGUUCGGAAAAGGGCCUACCUGAAAAUCAGGAGACAGAUCGUUACAUAUCAAAGGUAUAUGAAAUUCUUGCAAAGGGAAGAACAGAUCAUGACAUACCAUCAAGCAAAGGUAUUACUGAAGGUGUUAUGCGAGAUAGUUUCCAGGCUAUUAUAUAUGGUGAUCAUGACCGUCAAGAACUUGACCGGUCUUUUAAAAGGGACUCGCACAAAAAAGCCAGAGCGCCCGAUACAAGGCAUAGCGAGAUGUAUGAUGAAGCGGCAAAGAGAAUCUCUCGAGCACGUGGAGGAUCUGGCCUUGAAUCCUAUCUUCAAGAUGACGUCCGAAGAAUGAGGGAUUAUGGACCGAGUGACUUGAAGUAGAAUGACGUCAUCUUUAUACUUAAGACUUCAAACGCUUGUUUAAACUUAUUGUUUUCAUUUGUUUACAUACAUACAGUUUUGUGGUUAUUAUAGAAAAAAAGUAACACUAACUAAUAGAAAUGAAGUGAUAUCCGUUUGUUUUAUUUCAUUGACGGUUCCAUAUCAUCACCAUACGUGACUGAUAUGAUGCAAUGCUGUAUGUGAUUUUUAAUGUCUUGAACAUAUCAUGAAUUGUUGUUUUCUUAAUGCAUUGCUGUGCACUGUGUUGUAAAUAUGUUUUAUUGUAUAUCUUUUUAUUCUUGAAUCAAUUUGAAACAAUCAGUUUUAAAUUUUCUCAAUAAAUGUCGAAGUGGGCGUUCUUAAUAAUGUGUUAGAAUGCAAGAGAUCCUUCUGAAGCUGACGCUGAGUUUAAAACGAUGUCUGCGCUUGUAUUGCUAAUGGUUUUUUCCUAUUUAUAGCUGGAUCUUUCAAUAUUUGAAUAAUAAACAUAAAUCAUUGUCCAGGAAAA
Molecule: messenger RNA, 1514 nt
Organism: Ruditapes philippinarum (Manila clam)
Lineage: Eukaryota; Metazoa; Mollusca; Bivalvia; Venerida; Veneridae
Exons: 6
Coding region: 182-1006 (274 amino acids)
Source: RefSeq, a predicted model, not a curated record